Molecule: messenger RNA, 2640 nt
Organism: Podospora anserina S mat+
Lineage: Eukaryota; Fungi; Ascomycota; Sordariomycetes; Sordariales; Podosporaceae
Exons: 2
Coding region: 1-2640 (879 amino acids)
Biological process (GO): protein processing
Cellular component (GO): trans-Golgi network; Golgi membrane
Molecular function (GO): serine-type endopeptidase activity
Source: RefSeq, a predicted model, not a curated record
AUGAAGAUUCCAUCGGCCACGGCUCUGCUGGUCCUUGCUGCCUAUGCAUCCGCAUCUCAAGUCCUCCCCAGGAAUUACGACGCAAACGACUAUUACGUCCUUCACCUCGACGCCCAGACAUCCCCUAUCCAGGUAGCAAGGAGCUUGGGGCUGUCGCACGAAGGUCCUCUUGGAAACCUCAAGGACCACCACAUCUUUGUCGCAAGAAAGGCAGAGCACGAUAUUGUCAAAAGGGAGCUGACGGAAAGAAGACGGAGGAAGCGGUCGAUCGGUGGUUAUGAUGUCUUGGACGGUGUCCUCUUUUCCGAGAAACAAAAGUUGCGAAAACCAUGGGAGAAGCGCAUCAUUCCUGCACGACGACCAGAAGCCAUCCCCAAGCCGAAACCGCAGGUCGGGGUAGACUCGGCGCUCAAGGCGCAGGCAGAGGUUGCACAGGCACUCCAGAUCCAGGACCCUAUCUUCAACGAGCAAUGGCAUCUAUUCAAUACGGUCGAGGUCGGACACGAUGUGAACGUAACAGGUCUCUGGCUGGAGGGCAUUACUGGAAAGAAUGCCACAGUGGCCAUUGUCGAUGAUGGGUUGGACAUGUACAGCGAUGAUCUGAAGGACAAUUACUAUGCUGCCGGAUCUUACGACUUCAACGAUAAGACGGAGGAGCCGAAACCUCGUCUAUCAGACGACAGGCAUGGAACUCGUUGCGCCGGCGAGGUCGCAGCCGGUAGGAAUACCGUGUGCGGUGUCGGCGUUGCCUAUGAUGCCAGGAUAUCCGGCCAGCGCAUUCUUUCUAAGCUGAUCUCGGACGCCGAUGAGGCCGUUGCUAUGAAUUACGACUUUGACCACAACCAAAUCUACUCUUGCUCAUGGGGUCCCCCAGAUGACGGCAAGAGCAUGGAUGCUCCUGGUAUUCUGAUCAAGCGUGCCAUGCUCAACGCUGUUCAGAACGGGAGACAAGGUCUGGGGUCAAUCUAUGUGUUCGCGAGCGGUAACGGUGCCAUGGCGGAGGACAACUGCAACUUUGACGGAUACACAAACAGCAUUUACAGCAUCACGGUUGGCGCCAUCGACCGAAAGGGGCUGCACCCCUACUACUCUGAGAAGUGCUCGGCUGGUCUCGUCGUCACUUACUCCAGUGGCAGCGGUGAUGCGAUCCACACCACCGAUGUUGGCCAGAAUGCAUGCUCCAACACACAUGGAGGGACGUCGGCGGCUGCACCGCUCGCGGCUGGUAUCUUUGCUCUUGUGCUUUCGGUGCGCCCGGAUCUUACCUGGCGUGAUAUGCAAUACCUUGCCAUGGACACGGCCAUUCCUCUCAAUGAAAACGACGGAGAUUGGCAGCCCACCACCAUUGGCAAGCGCUUCAGUCACACUUACGGCUAUGGCAAGCUUGACAGCUACGCCAUUGUCCAUGCUGCUAAGAAGUGGAAGAACGUGAAGCCCCAGGCUUGGUUCUAUUCUCCUUGGAUUCACGUCAACCAGCCCAUUCCCCAGGGUGACAAGGGCAUUGCUGUUCCCUUUGAGGUUACCGAGGACAUGCUCAAGGAGGCCAACCUUGAGCGUCUCGAGCAUGUCACUGUCACUAUGAACCUCAAGCACGCCCGCCGCGGCGAUGUGAGCGUCGACCUGAUCAGCCCCAACAAGGUUGUCAGCCAUCUCUCCACCACACGCAAGUUUGAUGAUUCCACCGAGGGCUACGACGACUGGACUUUUAUGAGUGUUGCUCACUGGGGUGAAUCUGGUGUCGGCACCUGGACCAUCAUAGUCAAGGACACCAACGUAAACGACUUCACAGGCAGCUUCACGGACUGGCACCUCAAGCUCUGGGGCGAGUCGCGCGAUGCUUCCAAGGCCAAGGUUCUCCCCAUGCCCACAGAGGAAGACGACAACGACCACGCCAACCUCGCCACCACCACCGUCGGCGCCGUCACCACCACUGUCGCCCCUCCCGUCGGCACCGGAAACCCAGACGGCAACCCCUCCGUUCAACCUACCGAAGUUCCCAGCCGCCCGAUCAAACCCCCCCAGCCGUCAGAGUCUACCGGCACGGAUUCGCAAGAGGCCGAGCCAGAAAACACCCAGGCCAGCAACUGGUUGCCCUCAUUCCUUCCCUCGUUUGGCAUGUCCAAGGCUACUCAAGUCUGGAUUUAUGGAUCCCUCGUCCUGAUUGUACUUUUCUGCUCCGGGCUCGGAAUUUAUUUCUAUCUCGCCCGCCGCAAGAGGUUGAGAAACAACCCGAGAAACGAGUACGAAUUCGAGCUUCUCGACGAGGAAGAAGCGGAAGGUCUGGCUGGCAACAACAGCGAAAAGGGGGUCGCUGCGGCGGGGGCAGGGGGCAGAAAAGGGAGGACGAGAGGUGGGGAGCUGUAUGAUGCUUUUGCUGGGGGGAGCGACGAUGAGGAUGAGUUUGGUGGUGGUGCGGGGGGUGAUGAAAGGGGUGUUGGGUAUAGAGACCAGCCUUCUUCGGGUGGGAGUUCGUCUGGGCAGAGGAGCUCGAGGUCGGAGUCGGGGGAGAGGUUUGAUGAGAAGGGUGGGAUGAGGAGACAUAGUGAUGAGGAGGAGGAGGAUGAGCAGCAUGUUAUUGGGAGUGAGGAGAGUGGGUCGGAGGGGGAGGAGAGUGAGGAGGAGAGGCCUUUGAGGAGGUAG